AGCAACAUUAACUAUUUUGUUACUCACAACUUCACAGUCACUUUCAGGGGCUAGUUCUUCAACUAACCUGUUCAUGGCCAUGAAUAUGAUAUCAUCAGAUCCUCUUGUUAUAGGGAAGGUGAUCGGAGAUGUAGUGGAUCAUUUCACUCCAACUGUGAAAAUCACUGUCUCCUACAACAAUAAUAAGCAGGUCUAUAAUGGUCAUGAGUUUUUCCCUUCCUCAGUAACCACUAAGCCUAAGGUUCAGAUUCAUGGAGGUGAUAUGAGAUCCUUCUUCACUCUGGUCAUGACAGAUCCAGACGUUCCUGGCCCUAGUGAUCCAUACCUGAGGGAACACUUACACUGGCUGGUCACAGAUAUCCCCGGCACAACGGACGCCACAUUUGGAAAUGAGGUGGUGGAGUACGAAAUUCCAAGGCCAAACAUAGGGAUACAUAGGUUUGUGUUUCUGGUUUUCAAGCAGAAGCGGAGGCAGGGAGUGCUGAAAACACCAACAACAAGGGACCUCUUUAACUCGAGGAGCUUUGCAGAGGAGAAUGAGUUGGGGCCUCCUGUGGCUGCUGUGUUUUUCAAUGCUCAAAGGGAAACCGCUGCCAGAAGACGUUGAAUAAUGAACCAAAACCCCACAAAAAGUAAAGCUUAGCAGCCUAUAUAUAUAGCUGUGCUGUCCAGCAAAAAAUAACUAUAGUUUAGGUUUCUAAGGGUGGGGGGCACUUUGUUAUGUUUUAGUACUUUUGACUUAUCCGUAAAAUUAAUUAUAUAUCCAUGUAUGUGCUAGCAUGUAUGUAAUGUAAGCUAUUGUUAAUCUAGUUGCAGUGCA
Messenger RNA from Glycine soja, 820 nucleotides. Its product is annotated as CEN-like protein 2. Bases 74 to 607 code for a protein of 177 amino acids. NCBI's taxonomy places the organism in Eukaryota, Viridiplantae, Streptophyta, Magnoliopsida, Fabales, Fabaceae. Gene Ontology annotation, cellular component: cytoplasm; nucleus. The transcript has 4 exons. The record is from RefSeq and is a predicted model, not a curated record. Gene Ontology annotation, biological process: negative regulation of flower development; vegetative to reproductive phase transition of meristem.